UCUAGGGAUGCAACUCUACAGUUGGGUAUGUGCCUGUUCUGAGAUCAAAACCUUAAGGCUGCUUCAAGAUGUGAAAGUUUUCUUGCAGAGCGUGACUGCCUCUACCUUUACCCACUCCUGUCAGCAAUGAAGGAUCGCUUCCUUCAAAAACACAUAGCAAACAGACGAUUGAAGAUGUACGUUAACCUGUGUUAAAAAGUGCCAUGUUAUUUGUUUUUUCAUUUUAACACCGCCUCAGCUGUGCCGCUCCUGCACAGUCGAAGUGUUGGACUCCUCCAGGAGCAGAUUCCUCUCCGAGGAGGGCGGGGUGUGAAGCAGGGACCCCACAGCUGCUUUUAAGGCAGCCUGUGCUGCUGUUCUUAAAGCGCUUUGACCAAGGCAGAGCUAUUUGGGCGGUACCGGUAAGCGUUACCCCGCCUCAUUCACUCCGCAGUCUCCCAAGUUGUUGAGCAGGGUUUCCCCUCUGCCGGCCUUAUCCUUUGACGUUGCCGCUCUGCGCUCAGCUGUCCGUGCCUGCCGCUCGCUCGGCGCUGCGCUGCACGACCUGCCGCCGGGCGCUGCGGGAAUGUUGGGCCUCAGGCGGCGGGUGCGGUAACGUGAGCGGGGUCGGAGCAGCCGUGGAGGCAGCGGGGCAGCGCUGCGAGGCCCAUGGGUCGUGCAAAGACUGCUUGUCUCUUUAUGUUCUUUUUUUACGCGUUUAACUGUUGCAGAACGAGCGAGCAUGCCCUGAGCAGAGCUGCCUGUGCUGCAGAAAGGCGCUGAAGUGCCAUCAUGUCCGAAUCCAGGUUUUCAGGAAGGAGAAAAGCCCAACUGGCCUUGUCGCCGAGCAGAAAGAAGAAGAAAAAAGAAACGGCGAGGACAGUGGAAGAUAAAGGAACGCCGGCCGUACCUCCGCCAUCAUCCUCUAUCAUUUCAUUUUUCAACAACGUCCCCCCUGCCAAAGUUUCCUGUCCCGUGUGUGGACAGAUGGUGCCGAGGUACGGGAUUAACCGGCACAUGGACGAGCUGUGUGGUGCUGGUGAUGGUGGUGCAGCACUUGUUACCUCCCGGAGCCUGCCAGGCACACCUGUGAGCGGUAAUAACAGCCCACAUUGCUCAGAGCCCGCACAUCGCAGAGCGAGCCCUUCCCAAAGCAGUGUGCUGAAAACAGGAGGGAGGGCAGCACGGCAGGUUAGUCCUUAUUUUAGCAGUGAGGGUUCAGGCGGUGAUGUUUACACAGAGCCACAGGAGCAAACAGUUAAAGUCGUCUCGUUGGGAAGCUUGUCAUCUAAACUGUCCAGAAGACGCUGCAUGCAGAGAGGAAAACAGAUCGUGUAUAAAGAGAUGGACUCCUCACCUCCAGCUGCUCACAGCGUGUGCGAUGGGGCUGCAGCACUGGGUGACAGUGCUGAUGAGAUCUGUGCCGGGCAUAGUUCUCAGAAAGAAAAUGAGCUUGUUCAGAGAGUGCACCAGGAGCAGAAUCCCUCAGAGGAGGAGUCUGAAGUUCAGGCUGAAAUAAAUGAAGAUAAUAAGGGAGAUCUUACGGAUGUUGCACAGUCAUCAUUACCAGCUCAUAACAACAAAAGAGUGCUGCUUGAUGCAAGGAACUCCAGAGUUGGAAGUAGAUGUAAAGGCGUGGUGCUCAGUCCUAGUAAUUCUCAAACACAUCUGGCUGUUGGUACCUCAGCAGAGCCCGUCAGCAGUUCAGAGGUUGAGGCACAGCCUCGUGCUCAAUGUGUUCUGUCUUCAGAGGUGGAAGUGAACGGUGACUCACAAAGCUGCUGUAAUGGCAGUGAUGAACAGCUGCUUCCUGUGGAAGUUCUUGAAGACUUAAACUAUGAGUUUAAUCAUAAUUUAUUGGAAAGUGCGGAGUCUCUAAAUUCUGUUAGUGAUAUUUUAAGUAAAAUAAAUGAGAUUAGCUCUCCUGGUCACCCAUAUUACCUCCGAAACUUUUUAAUGGUGUUGCGAGCAGUGUUGGAGAAUGAAGAUGAUGUGAGACUCUUUGAUGAGCAAGAUAUGAACGUUAUUACUAAGUUCUGCCAAUUAUCAGUUGGUGGCCAGAAGUUAUAUGUGAGACUUUUUCAGCGCAAGCUGAACUGGUUAAAAGUGAACAAAAUUGAGUAUGAAGAGAUAGCUGUGGAUUUGUCACCAAUAAUCGAAGAACUGGUUGAAGCCAGAUUUCUGCAAACAGAAUCUGAACUGGAAGACCUGUGUGAAGGUUUGGAUUUGCUUUCUGCCCCUGAACUAAAAUCUUUAGCAAAGAUCUUUCACUUGCCAAACCCAAAUGGCCAGAAACAGCAACUUGUGGAUGAUUUCCUGAGGUUGGCAAAACAACGUUCAGUCUUCAGCAGGAAUCAGGCUGGUAUUGGAACUGUUAUUUUAAAAAGGGCAAAGGAUCUGGCUGGAAGAUCAGUCAGAAUUUGUAAAAGCCCUCGAGCUGUCUUCUCUCGAAUCCUGCUGCUAUUUUCACUGUCUGAGUCAGUGGAGGAUGAAGAAGCUGGUAGUGCUGGUCAAGGCCAGCUCUUCACAGUUCUUAUGGUAAACACGGGACGUGUGGUAUUCCCCAGUUACACUGUACAUAGGAAAACACAAGUCUUUCAGGACAGAGAAGAUCUUAUCAGGUAUGCAACUGCUGCUCACCUGUCAAACGAUAUAGCCACUGCAAUGGUAAAUGGGAACUGGGAAGAAGCUCAUCAUCUGUAUGUGUGUGCAAAAGAGACCUGGAACAAUCUGAAAAACCAUCCUUCCUUGAGCUGUCACAGAGUUCUACCCGAGUAUCUGCGACGUUUCACAGUUGGCUGGAAAUACACGAGGAUACUUUCUCAAGGUGUUGAAAUUUUGCAGAGACUUCACAUGUAUGAGGCAGCAGUGCAGGAGCUGCAGACGCUUUUGGCUCAGGAUGUGUAUUGUACUGACAGCAGGGGGCGGUGGUGGGAUCGCCUUGCUCUGAAUCUGCAUCAGCACUUGAAAAACACCAAGCAGGCCGUUGAUUGCAUUAAGAAUGGACUGGCUGACCCGUUUGUGCGGACAGGGCACCGUCUUGCUCUCUACCUGCGGGCUCAGCGCAUCAGAGACUCACCGAGCUGCAGGCAGUUCAGGUGCCUUUUUCAAGAUCUGCCAGACAUAACUGUGGAGGAUGUGACACACGUUACAAUCAAGGGAAAGAUGUGUCCUCAAACAGGACUGGGAAAGUCUGUGUUCCUAAUGGAGGGUGUCAGCGAUGAAGAAGAAGGAGGCAAAGACUGCAGUGUAUCCACAGUCAUGUGCUCUGUUGAGGAACUUGCAUUAACUCAUUACAGACAGAAUGGUUUUGAUCAGGGUAUUCACGGAGAGGGUUCAACAUUUAUUACGCUGUAUGGUAUUCUAAUGUGGGAUAUCAUUUUCAUGGAUGGCAUACCCGAUGUCUUCAGAAAUUCCUAUCAGAUGUUCCCCCUGGAUUUAUACACUGACUGCUUCUAUGAGAACAGGAGGGAUGCCAUUGAGGCCAGGCUCCAGCUGCUUCAUGAAGCUUCCUUGGACACACUGGCAAACUUAAUUGCUGAUGUCUGGACCACUCAGGAGGGAAAAGCAGCAGCACUGGUUAACUGGGGACUUUUUAGUUCCCUCCAGCAGGUUCAGAGCCUCGUCUCAAGCCUUGGAGGAAUGUUUCUGAGUGGUGUUUUUAGGCGGCUUUCCAAAGAUCUGCGCCAUUGCAGAGGGGGGCUUCCUGAUCUGGUUGUGUGGAGUACUCACAGCAAUCACUUCAAGGUGGUAGAAGUGAAAGGUCCCAAUGAUCGCCUGUCCCACAAGCAGAUGAUCUGGCUGAGUGAGCUGAAGAAGCUGGGGGCUGCCGUAGAAGUUUGUCACGUACAAGCAGUUGGAGCUAAGAGCAAACGUCUCAGUUGACAGAAGGUCUCUCAACCACAUGGGUAACUUGGUUGUUUCUAAGGAUGUGGCAUGUUACACACUAACGAUUACUGCUGCUUAGUGCACAAAACAUUCUAAAGAAUAGUACGAGUUACUGGCUGUAGAUCAGUAGAAUAAAGCAUUUUUUUCUAUACACA
Messenger RNA from Coturnix japonica (Japanese quail), 4022 nucleotides. It is a transcript of the gene FAN1, whose product is annotated as FANCD2 and FANCI associated nuclease 1. The record is from RefSeq and is a predicted model, not a curated record. Gene Ontology annotation, biological process: interstrand cross-link repair. Lineage: Eukaryota; Metazoa; Chordata; Aves; Galliformes; Phasianidae. Gene Ontology annotation, cellular component: nucleus. Gene Ontology annotation, molecular function: flap-structured DNA binding; 5'-flap endonuclease activity; 5'-3' exonuclease activity.